Vitrella brassicaformis is the source of this 2746-nucleotide messenger RNA. The record is from the annotation of a GenBank genome assembly. Lineage: Eukaryota; Vitrellaceae.
GGGGAUGAUAAGAUGUCCCACGGGCAAGUUGUGGCCACACACCUGCAUACACACACACACAGGGACACACACUCACACACACGCACUGGCAGCUGUUUGUUUGACUUUUUUUUUGCUAUAUUCGCCGCUUUUGCUCUGCAGUCUCCCACUCUUCCCACUCUUCUCAAUCAAGAGAAACGAAGAGAAAUGUAUGAGAGACAGAAGAGACAGAAGAGACGGAAGGGACGGAAGGGACAUUGGCAAACAAAGCCUUUUUGAGGGAACUGGAAAGAAACCAGACAAAAGUUGACCCUACACGGGCAUUGGGUAUUUCUUAAUGCAUUGUCCCGAAUGUAUGACAGCCACUCACUUCAAAAUUACACAGCGCUGACAGCGCUCCUCUAAAUUACCUCAGAUUCCCAUCCCCGCCCCCCGCUUAGAAGAGUCUUGCCAUCCUGUGAAGUCAACCGAUGCAGUUUAGUCUAUAUAAUGGGUCGAGUGAUACAUACAGAAGUCCCGUGUUUUCUCUAUAUGUCCGUAUCUGCUCUCGUCCACAGCACUCAAAAAAUACAGCACAAAGUAUGGCCCUCCACGGAAGAUACAUACGCCGCCGCCGAUCGCCAGUCCGAGUACAUACAUUCUCAUAAAUCCGGGCUCUGCCAUGCUUCUCAGGAGAGGCAAGUUGGCGGACCGGACCAGCCAAACGAAUAGUACGCCCUCGAAGACCAGCUCGAUAAGCGCCAUGAUCAGUAGACCGGCCACUCGUUCAAGCAGCUGCGGAAGUGAUGGAGACACCACCUGGUCGAGAGUGAUGAAAGAUGCGUUGGUGAGAAUGAGCACCGUUAGUUCCGCCAAGCCGUAAGCGUGCAUCUGCUGCAUUCAUCGUCCAUCGACGGAAACCAGCCAGAACAGGGGGGAGACGUGGGAUUUGAAGGUAUGAAGAAAAUUCACUUGCUCCUCCCUUACGUCGCUGAGCCUCCUGAGAAAUAUUGGGUGAAGCUUGAACUGGACAACUCGUGUGGGGACAUCGAGAAACGAGCUCAGGGAGCUCAGCGAUUGGUGGCUGAAAAGAGUGCUGACGCUUGUGCGACUUCUCGUGUAGAAGCUCAUUACAGUAGUGGACAGACGGCUGAGCAGUUUGGCCGGCGGAUGCUUGAUGACAUUCGGUCUUUCUGUGUUGUCGGUGUCUUCGCCAGUAACGGUAUCGGGCGUCUCGUUUGAGUGCUGAUGCUGAAUUCUCCUGCGUGCUUUGUCUGAGGAGAGGUAUUGUACAUGGCAUUGCAUCAAAGCUCUCUUAGCCAUGCCGCCAACAACCAUCACUGCACACGUAGACAGAGAAAGACAAAAGGCGUGAAUACGGCAAUAUGGUCGCAUAUAAGUCUCAUGUGUGCACACUAUAUACUAACAAUAUGGGAUCGCCAAGUCGGUCAACAAGUCGAACGAGGCCAGCAUAAGCGAAGUCAAAAUCUGAAAAGAGACAUGGAUGCCGAAAAGCAGAGGAAUCUCACUUAAUCACAGGCAGUCUUCAGCUUGCUUCUUCUGACCCGAGCAGACAAAUGUUGCAUCUCAGCCUGCAUCAUUCUUGGGUAGACGGCGAAAGCUACCGCCGGAUAAGAAAUUGCUGGACCCGUCUGCGGUGCAGGACCGUCGCGUACUGAACGGACUAGCGCUGUCACUGACAGAUGGACAAAUUGAAAGCAUACGACAACACGACGAGGGGGAGCUGAGGAAGGGCUCUUACGGAGAGCAAGAAGAGGGGACAUUGUGAGCAGCCAAGUGAUGACGGCAAUGCUUUCUUCUUGGCGACCUCCCGCGACUUCUUUGAUAAGAGGUAAGAAGAAGGAUCGUGCUGAAAUCGAAAGGGUCAUCAAUAUGAGAACCACCAGCCCCAUUUGUAAGACAUAAAGCCGCUUUCUUAUGACUGUCCUCGAUGUCUGAGCCACUUGGCGGAAGACCCUACAUGGAGCACACAGGAGAAUAUCUAGCUGCCACUUUGUGAUUGUCCUUUAUCUGUUCCCUUCCUUACAUCACUGGCACUACAAUCGCCACUACAAAGUUGAAACAGACCGCAAUAAUGCGGUAAGGCCGCAAGUCCUCCGCAUGAAACAACACCACCGCGCCGACUUGUACGAUUGCAGUGGGAGUCAAGAAGGGCCACGUUGUCCUCAAGCGAUGGAGGGCCCCACGAAAGCUGCCUUCGGCCAUAAGCAGCAGGAUGGCGGCAAAGCAUAGGAAAACGACAGUCUGACGAGCAGCAUCAAGCAAAAUCCACCGUCCUUUUCCACAUGCCCAGAAGUACCCGACCCAAACCUGAGACCAGAUGAAGGCGAUGGUUGCCGCAGCGGCCAUUUGGAAGACGAGCACCUUUGCCGUCCGCCUCACUGUCUUCCAAAAGGGCUCCGGGGUGAACACAGCACCAACAAAAGAACCACCCUCAUAGCGCAAGCGAGUCUCGAACUCCUGAAAGGAGGCUGCAGGUCCCGCGCAUAGUCGAAACUCAGCCACCAUGGCCGCCAACUCGCGCUCCUCCCUCCGCAAUGGUUGUCCAUCUUCUUCUCCGGCCUCAUUGUCCCCAGCCCCCUUCUCUGAACAGGUCUCAACAGCAGCAGUUGCGCCCGUGCUCUCGUCACUGAGCUUCGUGACAUGAUGCUCCUGCGGGGCGGUGUCUUCUGUAUCAACGAUGACUGCCCCAAUGGUGGAUUCUUUGCCUUCCUCCAUCAUUGGUGACCUUCUGAAUCAGUUGAUUUCUUUUCGCGGGGGGGAAAGG